AUGCGGUCCAGCAUCGCCUGCGCUCGAUGCCGGCGCAGUAAGAUCAAGUGCGUCAAUGCCGGCAUCGACACCACCUGCCGCGCCUGCGAAUCCUCCGGCCGAGAAUGCGUCUACCCAACUCCCGCCAUCGGCGUAAGCGGCGCCAAACGAAAUCUGGAGGCUCUGGUGGACGGCGAGGACCGGAACGGCGACUGGGACGGUCCUAAACGAGUGCGCUCGCGCAAAGUACCCGGGCUCGCGGGCGCGGGCGCCGGUUCCAAGGCUGGUCUUGAUGCGCUCGACUCUUCUAUUCUCACGGCCAAGGUCUGGGAAGCCGUCUUCGACCUUUUCCAGUCGCAUUUCGCGACUCUUCUACCCUUCCUCCACCCUGCUACUUUUCUCGGCCAGAUCCGGCAACUCUCUACACCCGCGCCUGUCUCCAUUGAUGGGCAAGAUCUUGCGCGCUCUGUGCCCAAGCCGGAUCCCUCGGCUUCCCUGAUUCCGUUGGGCGUAUUGGCCUUGACAGCCCGUUUCCAUCCGCCGUUGGUCGCCUAUCACUCGCCGGCCUCGCCUGGUCAUUCACCCAACCCUCUGUCGGCAUCCGAAUAUUAUGCGACGGCUUUGCGCAGCCGGCUGGCCGGCCUCGAUGGCGCGAGUCUCGCCGUGCCCGACCUCGCGCGAGUGCAGGCAUUGCUAAUGCUCGCUCUGCAUGAGUGGGGCAUGUGCCGUGGAAAGAGCGCCUGGGUCUAUGUCGGCAUGGCGAUCCGACUCGCACAAGCCAUGGGCCUGCCGUUCGAAUUAGACAAUGAGUUCCCGCCUCGCGACAUGUCUCGUUCGUCGCCCGGAUUCAAGUCCGAAGACCACUUCGGCUUGCUGCGGCGGGAAACCAAGGAGCAGACCUCCGACGAUAUUAUCUCUCAAGAGACCAAGCGCCGGACUUUCUGGGCCUGCUUCAUCCUUGACCGGUGCCUGAGCAGUGGUAAAUAUCGACCGCGCAUGAUUCGUGUCAAGGAGCUCGGAAUCCAACUUCCGAGUGAUAAUGCGUUUGCUUUUGGUGAGCGCGUACGGACAGCCCGACUAUAUGAGCCUACCGGGCGCCGCCCGCAAAGUUUUGGCUCCCAGGGUGUUCAAAUCCCAAGCAUUCGUCAGAGUCUGGGUGGUUUCGGUGAUGAGAAGUUGCCGCCUGCCAAUGGAACGCCGGAUGGCAAGUCGUGGUCACCCGUCUCACGCCGGAAGGACUCUAGCGAGGACGAAGUUGAUCGAUGGGAGGUCGGCGCCGAAGAGUCUGUGCUCAGCCGAGUGAUUCGGAUCAUUCGCAUUUGGGGCAGCAUUGCCAAGUGGUCCUGUGCCGGCGGUCGACGGACCGAGCAAUAUCCGCCGUGGCAUCCCGACUCCCGCUUUGCGUCUCUGCGCAUGCAAUUGAACGAGUUCCAAGACAGCCUGUCUCGCAACUUGCAAUAUUCUCUGCGAAAUACUGACACCCAUAUCAUGUAUAAGACUACGCUUGCCUCGUACACUGUCAUGCAUGUGGUCUAUUUCUUGUCCGUCAUUGUCUUGCACCGUGCUUAUAUUCCUUUCUUGCCACUCCGUUGCAAUGAGCCCGUCGGUCCAUUGGACGAGCCAUUGUUCCCCUCGGACAAGAUCAACGGCCCGCCCGAUGCUUUCUGGCGUGACAGUGCCCGCGAGCUUUUCAAGGCGGCUCGACAAAUGAUCGACCUCGUGGCUACCUGCCAAGGCCGCGGAGCCCUUGUUGAGAACCCUCUUGUUGGAUUUGCCAUUUACAAUGCUGCCUUUAUCGGCAUCUAUAGCACGCAUUUCUCGCACAUGGACGCUGAUGGUUUGAUGGGUUCCAAGCCCCCACCUGCCAGUCAUGAUAGCCACCAGCCCGGUGCGGUGCAAGCCCGCAAAGCUUUGGAUAUCCUGCGAGAGAUGCGUCCGCGUCUGAAGAUGGCUGUGGGCUGGUUCCGCACCCUGAACCGCCUGCACAGCUACUUCUUCAAGGUCAAGCGCGAUUACCGUCGCUACUCGCGUAAUCGCCUCGACAGCAUGUCCGAUGCGUCUGACCAUGGCAUGACGAACGGUGUUCGCUCAAUCCGUGAGGGUGGAGGUGGUCUUGAGGAGUUCAAGCUUCUUGAAAAACUCUUCCUUGAUUUCGGAGCUAUCGAGGACCGGCUUGAGGGGGACGAGGACGGUACUGCCAUUGCUGUCACUGGAGAGCUGAUGGCCGAGCGCAUCCCCAGCGACGCUGGCAGCAACGCCGUGAAGAGCGAUCUGGGAGACCCUACCGACCAGUCCCUGGACGGUGGCAGUGGUCGUCGCGAGUCAUGGAUCCCAGUCAACAGUCCCGGCCUACCACCUCCAUCCCACGAGGGAGACCGCCGCCCAAGCCUCCCUCUCCCCAACAGCCGACCUAUGCCAUCCCAAUCACCCUACUCGUUACCAUCCCUACAACAACACCACCCAGAUGGCGCAAUGUACACCUCUUCACCACCGAGCCUCCCCUCCAUCACAGCAACCACCCAAUCUCCAUCCCAAUACAUAACAGCCACAACCAACCGCCUCCAACCCAUCAACUCAUGGCUCCCAUCACGCCCCUCAGCCCCACCCCCGCCAUACUCCCAAUCACUUCCCCCCAUCAACGCAGCCACUCAGGCUCAAGUUCCUGUCCUCCCUCCCCCAGGCUCAGUCGGCCUCGCCCCCUCCCCACCCCUGACCUCAUCCGAAGGCCCUGACUCAACCCUCCUCUCAACCAGUCUCGGCGGCGAUGACGUCCUCGCCUUCCUAGACGGAGGUGAAUGGUCCGCAUCUCUGAAUUGUCCUUCUGAAAUCGGUAUCCCGGCUGGCUGGCUCAGUGCCGUGUGGACGCAGUUCAGUCGUAUCUAG
Messenger RNA from Penicillium cinerascens, 2862 nucleotides. RefSeq names its product putative C6 transcription factor. The transcript has a single exon. Gene Ontology annotation, biological process: regulation of DNA-templated transcription; DNA-templated transcription. Bases 1 to 2862 code for a protein of 953 amino acids. Gene Ontology annotation, cellular component: nucleus. Gene Ontology annotation, molecular function: DNA-binding transcription factor activity, RNA polymerase II-specific; DNA binding; zinc ion binding. Lineage: Eukaryota; Fungi; Ascomycota; Eurotiomycetes; Eurotiales; Aspergillaceae. The record is from RefSeq and is a predicted model, not a curated record.